Molecule: messenger RNA, 846 nt
Organism: Penicillium brevicompactum
Lineage: Eukaryota; Fungi; Ascomycota; Eurotiomycetes; Eurotiales; Aspergillaceae
Product: putative bZIP transcription factor (MetR)
Exons: 2
Coding region: 1-846 (281 amino acids)
Biological process (GO): regulation of transcription by RNA polymerase II
Cellular component (GO): nucleus
Molecular function (GO): DNA-binding transcription activator activity, RNA polymerase II-specific; RNA polymerase II transcription regulatory region sequence-specific DNA binding
Source: RefSeq, a predicted model, not a curated record
AUGGCCAACUACAACGGACGUCGCGCGCCCAAUUUCUCCCAGUACAUCGAUGAUCUGAACGCGAUUCCCUCGCCCUACGACCAGGCCCUGCAGCAGCAACAGCAGCAGACCCCGUACAACCUCGAUACUGAACUGGCUCUGUUCACCAACACUGAGUUCUUCGACUUCGACAAGUUCAAUGACCUCGGUCUGCCCAAUUUCGAUUCCGUCGAGGAGAAGCCCCAGAAUGUGGAACAGUCCCACGCCGCAGACCCUAACUUCUUGGACUUCUUGAACAAUGAGGGCCUGAACUCCAUCCCUGAAUAUCAGCCGGAGCUGAGCCAGAAUGCUCAGGUGCCCAUGCACAAUGCGCACUACCCGGUUGCCCCUGCGCCGGUGGCCAACCAGGCCCCCAUCCAGCCCGCUCCAACCAGCGCCCCGAAGGUCGCACCGGCUCCACCUGCUCACUCCAUGUCGCCUCCCGCUCCGGUGAUCGGUACUAAGCGCAAGAACUCCGCCAAGUCCACCGAGAGCGCUGAGGAGGCUGGCCGCCACAUGGCCGAGGAGGACAAGCGUCGCCGCAACACCGCCGCCAGUGCCCGCUUCCGAGUGAAGAAGAAGCAGCGCGAGGCUGCUCUUGAGCAGACCGUCAAGGAGACCACCGACAAGAACGAUAUCCUUGAGGCGCGUGUCUCUCAGCUCGAGCUUGAGAACCACUGGCUCCGUGGCUUGAUCAUGGAGAAGAACGGUGCGGAUGAGCAGUCUGAGCAGGAUAUCUCUGACAUGUUCAAGAAGUUCCUUGCUUCACAGAACUCCGAUGCGACAAGUUCUUCUGGCUUGAAGCACGGUGUUGGCACUACUGCGUAG